AUGGCAGAGUGGCAGAAAUGCUGGCAAGGGAUCAAGGUUCCUCUGGGGAUAGCCACGUUUUUCUCAGUGCUGGCUGCAGCCGGCGGCCUGCGGUGCUACCAGUGUAUGGGGAUGUUCGAUGAAUGUGUCCAGUCGGAACAGCUGUGCACGCCCAGAGACCGCUCCUGCUUCUCCUCCACCAUCAAGCUUUUCUAUUCAAACAACUACACAGGAGUGUUUAUGCUGCCAGACUUGGAAAUAGCGGAGUACGUGAUGAAGGGCUGCUCGGGGGAAGGCGUGUCCAACCGCACUGCCAACGUGUACUCGGAAGAUGACUGGGAGGUCCACAACACCUACUAUUGUAACACGGAUCUUUGCAACACCCGCUUCACAGGCACUCCGCCCAUGAAUCCCCAGGCACCCAACGGCAUGGAAUGUUACAGCUGCUUUGAUCGCGGGACAGGGGAAUGCACUCACGAGAAUACCACCCGCAUCAAGUGUUUGGGGGACAUGGACCAGUGCAUGGAUUUCACUGUGAUAGAUGGUUCCUGGAAGAUGACCUAUCGGACGUGUGCCCUCGAAACCCUCUGCCAGCGGCAGUACGUGCUGCCAGAACUUUCAGGCCGGCUGGAGAUCAGCUGCUGUUCUACCCCACUGUGUAAUGAUGGCCGGCCGGGACUCAAGAGCAUCUGCAGCCAUUUUUCAGAACAAGGGAUCAAGCGAAAGCCUGCCAAUGGGCUAGAAUGUGCCAGCUGCUGUGAAUCGGGUCGAGGUGAAUGCGCCCCAGGAAACUGGACUCACAUCAAGUGUGUUGGGGAGCAGAAGAUGUGUGUGAAUGUCACAGAGGGUGGCCAAACCUUGCUGCGUGGUUGCAGUCUGGAGAAGCUCUGUUGGGAGAAGCCCCAGUUGCUGGGUCUCAGUCGCAAUGCUUCCAUCCGAUGCUGCUCUGGCUCCCACUGCAACACAGCACCAGCAGGAGGCGCUGCUUGGAUACAUCUGCUGCUGCCUGCUGUCUUGCUGAUGACGUGGCUACUCUGA
Messenger RNA from Hemicordylus capensis (graceful crag lizard), 1017 nucleotides. RefSeq names its product urokinase plasminogen activator surface receptor-like. The record is from RefSeq and is a predicted model, not a curated record. The coding region runs from base 1 to 1017 and encodes 338 amino acids. NCBI's taxonomy places the organism in Eukaryota, Metazoa, Chordata, Lepidosauria, Squamata, Cordylidae. The transcript is spliced from 8 exons.